UCUCGUUCUCCAUCUCCAUCUUUACCUUUCACUCUCUCUCUCCUUAUCUAUCACACUUCCUCCCCACCAUCGCCAUCACCACUGUUACUGUCAUGAACCCCCUCCCACCUCCAUCCUCAUCACCUUCUCUGUCAUUAAUCUCCACAUGUACCAUGAUGGGAGAUCGAAGUUUUUCUGCUGCGCUGGGUAUAACGUCAAUAUGAAGACUUCUCAAACUUCCAUUAUGCUUCAGGAACCAGAUGAUGACUCAAUUCGUAUGAAAGUUGGUUUCAGUGGGGACAUUCUGGUGACCAGCAUCGGCAGUAAGAUCACCUACGAGAGUCUCCGUAAAGAAAUCAGAGAUAUAUGUAAAUUUGAGUCUAAACAACCCUUUACAAUGAAAUGGGUGGAUGAGGAAGGUGACCCAUGUAUUUUAUCCUGCCAGGUGGAGCUGAAUGAAGCUGUCAGACUUCACGAACUCAACAAGGACUCAGAACUUACCAUACAUGUGUUUCCUAAUGUGCCAGACCGACCAGGAAUGCCCUGUGAUGGAGAAGACCGUAACAUUUAUCGGAGAGGUGCUAGGCGCUGGAGAAAACUGUACAGAAUCAAUGGUCAUUUAUUCCAAGCAAAACGGUUCUCAAAGAGAGCUGUCUGCUAUUUUUGCUCCGACCGCAUCUGGGGUCUCGGCCGUCAAGGAUACAAAUGCAUCAACUGCAAGCUGUUAGUGCACAAGCGUUGCCACAAACUGGUGAAGCAAGUAUGUGGAGAGAUGCAGGUGGAUACACCAAUGUACCGCCAAGAACAGCCUGCCCUCAACACAGACGAAGCCUCUCAGAAUGGAUUACACUCUGCAGUCUUGGAAAGUGUUAAGAAUGAGAGUAGCAAUGAGGAGACAAGCCCUGCCCAGACGCCAUCAACAGAGUAUGCUAAAGUUGAGCUUGAUGAUGGCAUGGAACGGGGACAGAUCUCGUUGGAUGACUUCACUCUUCUGCGGGUCAUCGGUCGAGGAAGCUAUGCCAAGGUCCUUAUGGUUGAGCAGAAAACCACGAAACGCAUUUAUGCAAUGAAAGUCAUCAAGAAAGCAAUGUUUAAUGAUGAAGAGGAUAUUGAUUGGAUUAACACAGAAAAACAUGUGUUUGAGACGGCAACUAAUUAUCCGUUUUUGGUUGGUCUUCAUUCCUGUUUCCAGUCUCUCAGUCGUUUGUUCUUUGUGAUUGAGUUUGUCAAUGGUGGAGAUUUGAUGUUCCAUAUGCAGCAACAAAGAAGGUUGGCAGAGGAUCAUGCCCGCUUCUAUGCAGCUGAAAUAUCUUUGGCCCUUAACUUUCUACAUGAACGAGAUUUUAGUGUUGAUUGGUGGGCCCUUGGUGUUCUAAUGUUUGAGAUGUUGGCGGGCCGGUCGCCUUUUGAUGUUGUUGGUAGUGAUAAUCCAGAUCAAAAUACAGAAGAUUACCUGUUUCAAUUGAUCUUGGAGAAACCAAUUAGAAUUCCUCGCUCCGUUUCUGUCAAAGCUGCAUCAGUUUUGAAGGGAUUCCUAAACAAAAAUCCAAAGGAAAGGCUUGGCUGUGUACCUGAUGCUGGGUUUGAAGAUAUCAGAACACAUGCAUUCUUCCGGCAAAUUGACUGGGAGCUGCUGGAGCAGAAACAGAUAACACCCCCUUACAAACCUGAGCUGCAGUCUGACCGUGACUUGAGGCGCUUUGACGAAAUGUUUACCAAGGAACCAGUCCAACUUACCCCAGAUGAUUCGAACAUCAUUGACAAAAUCGACCAAACAGAAUUUGACGGCUUCGAAUAUGUGAAUCCUCUGCUGAUGUCGAUGGACGACCCAGUCUGAGGCCCCAGCGCCAUGCUCGUUAACUCCUCUCCAUUCCUAACUCUACUCCUGUCCUGUUCUACUCUUCCAAAACAAAUAAUUCUAACCUGUGACACCUUACCUAAAGACUUAAUCUUAAUCUGUGUUAAGACUGAUCUUAACAUGCAGUGACAUCUUACAUUAAGACCGAUCUUAAUCCAAAUACGACCUGAAUUACAUCUGCCUGAUUUGAUUUGCUUCUUUUUUUUUUUAUAUAUAUAUUUUUUUUUAUCUGACUUAACAUGACAUGAAGAUAUAUGAUAUAAUAUACAAUACGACAGGUGGCCAUCCACAGAGAAGGGAUUGUCCAAGAGUCUCAGACUUGUCAUUAUACCUUGAUAACCCAACAAGCAUUCCAACCAUAACUGAAGGUUUAUUUGCAAUUAUUUUUUUUUUACUAUUAUCAUUUGAAAUUUUUUGUUUGUUUUGUUAAUUUUUGUUGUUUCUUUUUUUGUGUGAUUUUUUUAACAUUCCCUACCCCACCACCAACACCAUUGCCAACAACAACAACAACACUUCUGCUACUAGUACCACCACCACUAAUAAUUACUAUUUUGUUUUUUGUUUUCUGUGUGUGUGUGUGUGUGUGUGUCUGUUUAAGGUUUUUGUUUUUUUUCUCUAGUAUAAACUUGGCUAUCCCCUGUUGUGCUGCGAGGGUGAUACAUACAUAUAUAUAUAUAUAUAUAGGCCUAAGUAUAUAUUAUUUAUUUAAAGGACACAAUACAUGUCUUAAGUGCUACUGAUAGUUUCAUAUGUUGAGAAAUAUCUCUAACAUAUUCAUCAGACACAAGCCACAUAUCGUAUAUGUGGUUUGUGCACUUAAAGACAUGUAGUGUCCUUUAAAUAAAUAAUAUUUAUCUCUCACCAGAUGGAGUACU
This is a messenger RNA of Octopus bimaculoides (California two-spot octopus), 2712 nucleotides long. Its product is annotated as protein kinase C iota type. Lineage: Eukaryota; Metazoa; Mollusca; Cephalopoda; Octopoda; Octopodidae. The record is from RefSeq and is a predicted model, not a curated record. Gene Ontology annotation, biological process: protein phosphorylation; establishment or maintenance of cell polarity. Gene Ontology annotation, molecular function: protein serine/threonine kinase activity; protein binding; ATP binding.